CGCUCUGGUGGUGACCAUAUUAGUUUCCUGUGCACAAUUCAAACUGGUUAUUAGUACCGUGGAAAAAUAAUAAUAAUAACGCAAUAGCUGACAGCACUGUGGAACACUUAAAAUGUCAAAAUUCAGAGUAUGCGCUGUGAGAAUGCAUGGAGGAAUGACUUGGCUUCGAAACGACACAACCCGUUUUAGCGAGAUACCCACAGCAGCUGCAGCGAGUGACGCAACCGUGCAAACAGAGACCCAGCUACUGCCGCACUGAGUUCAUAAGGAGCCCGGCUGUACAAAGAAGAGCGCAGGACCGGAGAAGCUGCGUUUAUGUAGCAUACUUGGGAGGGACAUCGUUUUGAAGUUUUUAAAAUCCAAUUUUUUGAAGUAGUCGCGUGUGUGGUCUGUCUCAGUUAAGUUUUAGACCGUUUAAACGUUACACUAAUGCGUACAAUACUGUCAUGUAUUUGCUGUUUGUUACGCAAUUAGCAUAUUCAUUGAAGUUUUUGCCGAAGUUAUUAAUACACGUUUGAAUAUUAAGGUCGUAUGUAUUAAAUAUAGUUACAUAUAUAACUAGAGAUGAUGUAUUAUGUUUUUUGUGUGGUGGAUGUAGAUAGCAGGCUAAAGUCUGUCCGUCUUUCACAAAUGUCAUUGCCAGUUUGUGCUGCAAUACUAACCCCAGCACUGUAGACGUACAGCACUAUGGGGAGCGGUGUGCAUUACAGAAAGGCUGUAGACUUACACCACUCCGGGUGCUUUGAGAAUUACUUAAUGUGUCGUUCUUUUAUAGACUCACUUUGAGUUUGAUUUUCUGUGGAGCUGUUAUUUUUUUAACGGUGUCUACAUGAACACAAGAAGGAGCAGAGAUGUGUUCGGUUUGGUACUUGGCGGGUCUAACUAUAAACAGAAUAAAAACAUACUAAGAUAACAACUAUUUAGCCUACGUUUAAUUAAUCGUUUUUGUAAUCUGCCAGCGGCUUCUGUUGCAUACACAUCGCUGAUAAUAGUGCAGAUCGUAGGUAAAACCAAUGUUCGUGUUGGGGUGCGUAUUUAUUUUUUAAUCAAUGCCAUCCUUCUGGAGUCCUCAGAAUGCCUUUUAAUUUGUUUGUUUUUUUAAACCAUUUAAAUACAAAACCAUAACAAAACAUGUAUACAUGCCGUUUUUAUUUUUCCUCGUUGCCUUUCAUUCAUUUUUCUGCACGCACUACUACUUUGUAUAUGAUGUAGAAUAAGUGAUUGUAAACAUCUAACACUAUUACGUACAAUACUCUUUCAAAUAAACGUGUUAUUAUUUUGAAUGUGUGGUUCUUAAGGACGGUAUUAUUGUCAUUGCUUGCGCCCUGGCUCCUCUUUCUUUACAAAUUAAGCACUGACUAGAAAUAUUCAUAACGGGGUUCAUGUAAUGGGCAGAAAGUCACUUCUGUUAGGUGGAUUUUUUUCCCCCACAUCAAAUAUGCUAUUAUAUCGAUACAUGUAUUGACAUACUGACUUUUUUUUCUUAAGUUGGGUUCAUCCCUACAGACACUGGCUUUCAGCUCAGCUUACAUAGGGAGGCUCGGUAAAACAUCGCAACAUGUGCAUGUAGUACACACUUGUGUUCAGCCGAGGUGCCCCUCUUAUGACAGAUUCAUUUGUUACAGAAAGGGCACCCUGACCUGUAUUCAGAAGGGUUUACAUAAUACUGAACGCGUGGAGAUGGAGUGUGUUCAGCAUGCAAAAAUCUGAGAUGUGUUUAAUUCUGAAACUUUUCAUUUUCAGUAAUUUAAUGCAUCAAUGUUCGUUGACACCGUACAUUAUCUUUACUGUUGGCAGCAGUGGGGUAUAGUGGUGGAAGACGUUCCUUCACUCUGUACGUUAUUAUCUUUCCUGUUAACAGCUGCAGAACAGUGACCAGCGGGGGAAUGGUGGACAGACGAACUCCUGAGAUGUGUGAGAAGGAGGCUGAGAGCCGAGCCUCCGAGGGACCCCCCUGGCCGGCCCGUUUCCGCAGCACCUCCUCCUGCUCCUCAGAGGGUGCCCGUGCCCCCUCACCUGCAGACAAGCAGCCCGCUGCUCCGGACGGGGGUUGGGGCUGGGUUGUGCUCCUGGCCACUAUUCUGGUGCUGGCGCUGACCCUGGCCUUCCCCUCCUGCAUUGGCAUCUUCUACACGGACCUGCAGAGCCAGUUCCACGCCAACAACAGCGAGACCUCCUGGGUGCCCUCCAUAAUGACGGCCGUGCUGCACGCUGGAGGCUUGGGAUUCUGUCUGAGCUUCCAGCCUGCCAUCGCCAUCCUGGGGCACUACUUUGUGCGUCGGAGAGCCUUCGCCAACUCCCUGGCAUCCACGGGCACCGCCAUUGGCCUAUCCACCCUCCCGCUCUUCGCCCAUUUCCUGCUGACCCACAUGGGCUGGCGGGGCAGCUUCCUGAUCCUGGGGGCGGUGCUGCUGAACUGCUGCGUGUGUGGAGCUGUGAUGCGGCCGGUGCACCAGGGGAGCAAGAAGCCAAACCGGACCAGGGGCCAGCCGGACAAAAUAGAGAACGAGCUGUCCAGCACCGGACAUCACAGAGCCAGCGGGAAACUAGCAGCCUUCCUGGCCGCACUGCAGAAGCACAUGGCCUUUGAUCUGUUCUGCAGCAACAAGCGGUACCAGAUCUACAGCAUCGGGGUGACCUGGAUGAUGCUGGGCUUCGUGGUGCCGCUGUUGUACCUGGUGCCCUACGCUACCAGCCAUGGCAUGGAGCAGAAACGGGCCGCCCUCCUGCUCUCCAUCCUGGGCCUCAUCAACAUCUUCAUGCGCCCGCUGGCCGGCAUCAUCUCCGAGCUGCACUGCUUCUCAGGGAAACACAUUUACCUGUUCAGCGGCGCCGUGCUGGUGAACGGCCUCAGCAACUGUAUCUGUGGCAUCGGGGCCAGCUUCUCUGUGCUGCUGGCCUUUGUGGGGGUCUACGCCCUGUCCAUGAGCUUCAUCGGCUCGCUGCUCUUCCAGGUGCUCAUGGAGAUCGUGGAGAUGCCUCGAUUCCCCAGCGCACUCGGCCUGAUCACCAUCAUGGAGAGUGUCACCCUGCUCAUCGGUCCCCCCCUGGGUGGCCUCCUUGUGGACUCCACUCAGGAAUACAAGUAUGUUUUUUAUGCUUGCUGCUGCGCCAUGGUUUCUUCUGCGCUCUUCAUGGGUGUAGCCUUCUACCUGCUGGAACGGGACGAACGGAAGACCAUGGACCCCCCGAAACACGCUGCCCCCCUCUCCCUGGACUGCCAGUACACUGGGAUCACACCGGGGAGCAGAGCAGUGCAGAGGAGCGGCUCAGAGACAGAGUACAUCACCAGCGUCUGAUAGGCUCCACCUGCAACUCCCACACCCCAUUCUCAGGGACCUGCCCCUCCCUGCUGCUCAGUCCACAGAGUUUUUUUCAUUGUACUGUAGAUGAUCAGGAUCACUGACGUCUUUCACAAUCCAGUUUCGAGUUUCACAGUCCAGCCCGCGCUCCAUCCUGGGAUUGCUUCACAGUGUCUGAUUUCAGGAAAUGUGCAACACCACCACCAGGUACAGAGACCCUGUUGCAUUGGCUGCUGAUCAGGGUUUGUCAACUCAAUAUAGUUCCUUAAACAUUUUCUGUGAGCAUUGAGCAUUCCUGAUUGAGCGAUUGAGCAUUCCUGAGAAAUCUCCUGCAUCUGUGUGAAUGUUUUGCUUGCUGCACAGAUGUGAUUUACAUCACUGGUGGGAUUCUUCUAGAUUUUCUGUAUGCGUGUCACAGCUUCUUUUAGCUUUCUUCAGUGCCUAGAACCUUUUUAAAUAUUAUAUUCCUUCCUCCCAUGCCAUGUCAUAAUUCUUCUUACAAGUACGACUCCCAUUGCAGAGCCAGGUUCAGUAACUCACACUAGUCCUGCGUUUCCUAACUCACUCAUUUAGAUAUAUUACUGAAACUCAAGAGUAACCAGAAAACUGUAAAUACAGCUGCAGGAACAGCUUCUAAUAGUAAACUCACCUAUUCAUGCUGUGACAAGAAGUACAAAUCCAAAGAUGCUAUGAUGAGGCUGUAUAAUGCCCUGGUGAGACACACUUGGAGUACUGUGUUCACUUCUGGUCACCUCAGCACCAAAGGGACAUUGUGACCCUGGACAGAGUCGAACAAAGAGCAACCAGACUAAUCCCAGCAAGGCUUACAGGAAUGAGCUUUGAAGAAAGACUGAAAGAAGUGAAUCUAUUCAGCAGAGAAGAAGAAAGUGGGGGCGUGGGGGCUUGCUUAAAGUCUUUAAAAUCUUAAAAGUAAUGCACAGUUACCCUAAACCAACACUUUGUGAAGCACAGAGGGCAGAGAACCAUUUAGUUGAUGCUGAACAGCUGGGGUCCUUGAAGACACGAUUUGACAGCGUUUUGAGAAGAGUCAACUACAGUAAAACCUGUCUAGUCUGGCGUUGCUUGGGACCGGAACAUUGUGCCCACAGUGCUGGAUUACAGAGUUCAUGUAAACUUUAAACACAACAAUGCCUCAAUAAAACGUGUACCUGUUCCGAGCCUGUUUGAACAGGUGUGUUCGUACCUGCAUGCGCAAUCCAGGUGCCUUCUGCUGGCAUUCAGGGUUGCUGUGUUAAUUUUCAUUUGGCAUCUUUUCUUUUCAGAAUGUCUGAAAUGGUUUCCCUUGCAAUGUUGGAAAUUUUUGUGUUGGUUUUGGUAAACGUUCAGCUUUUUUGAUAAGUGCAAUUUUUCUAUCAAGAGCUAGCUGUUGUGAGGUAGACAUUGUAUUUGCAGUUCAGUAACUGCAUAAUUCAGAAUGGAGCCAGUGGGCCCCGUGAGUAUAUACACAACGUCUUGCUUUUGUUUUGUUGUUUUUUUAAUACUAGAAUGCUACAGAAUGCUGGUGUGCAGAGGGACUGGAUUAGACAAGUUUUACUGUACUAGUUUACUGUUUACAGUAAUGUCCUCCUCUCGUUUGUACAUUUUCUUAUCAGAUCAAAACAGAUUACUGGAAUUCCUGACAUCUUGUCAUUUCAAUAAUACCAAUUCACUGUGAGCUUCAUUACCGAAACCAGAGGCCUUGCUUUCGCCUCGUGGAACUUCAUGUUGUUAGUGCAACCUGGAGUGACUCAAACUGCUCUGCAAUGGAGGUGAAUACCGAGGAGAGAUCCCAGGGGCUCCAUGUUGCAAGCCAGCUCAGGCUCUAAUGCACUUGAGAGGUAGCAGUUACAAUGCCUGGGUUGGGAGGUUUGGGAUGAAUAACAAUGUGAGCAAUAUGUUCAUGAAAUGUAGUCAUUCCAGUUGGAGGUGUGUAGCUGGGAACUCUUUACCCUGAUACAUCACUUUAGUCUUGUUACUGCAGUUUGAACAUAAAAAAGAUUGUGUGUAACCAGCAAAACAUCUCUUAUUGCUUCAGGCGUUUUUUAAAAAUAAUAUUUGUACCUGUUCUCUCCUGUUUUAUCAAGCUUUACAAACUGUAGCCUGAUGCCAAGAAAUGAGGUGAGAGAUCGUUUUGCUCGUGGAGUUUUAAAUUCCACAUGAUUUUCAAGCUUGCAGUGCUCCUGGGACACUUACUUUCCAGACAAUAGCACCCAAAUCAGCGGGUGUUCCUGUUCGACUGACCGCCACGACAACAACCAGCUGUCCCGAGCACGUGAAGGGAUUUACUGUCUUCAGUGCUGUCUCUAUGGAUUGUUCUGCUGUCCGAGCACGUGAAGGUAUUUACUGUCUUCAGUGCUGUCUCUAUGGAUUGUUCUGCUGUCCGAGCACGUGAAGGUAUUUACUGUCUUCAGUGCUCUGUAUGGAUUAUUCUGCUGUCUGAGCACGUGAAGGUAUUUGCUGUCUUCAGUAUGGAUUGUUCUGCUGUCUGACUAGCUGGGAUGGUCUCGGAGGCUUCACAUUCCUGUUAGAAUAUGAGUCUGUAUUUUUGAGUCAGUAGGGUUAUAGGCAUGCGAGUACUUUUUCAACAGCGCUGUGUUACUAUUCAGUUUGAUGUACUGUAUGUGUUUCUUUGGCUUGUUUCUGUGCCUUUUAAAAUAACUACAUCCCAGCUCAGAGGUGUGGUGCUCUCUCAGCGCGAUUGUAGUGACAAUUGAUUGCAUCACCUUGGGAUAACCACCUCCCCCCCAUACCAGAAGGUUCUCAGUUCAAAUCCGGGCUCAGCCACUGACUCACUGUGUGUGACCCUGAGCAAGUUACCUUCUUGUACUCCAUAAGUGACUCUGCAUAGCAGUUAUGAUGCAUAGUUCAUCCCCUAGUCUCUGUAAGUCGCUUUGGAUAAAAGCGUCUGCUAAAUGACUAAUAAUAUAUAUAUAUAUGAAUGACAAGUUUAAAACUCAAUUUUAACUGAUCAUCUUGCGAUUAGGUUUGACUGAAAACUCUGUGCCUCACAUCAUGAUUUUACUACAGAACUCAUAUACUUGAAUGUCAAAGUUGUAUUGAUUAUUUAGACUUUUGUGAUUUAAAGAAACAAUUGUUUUUAAAUAUAUAUUCAUAUUUUAGAAUAUUUAAUAUAUUUAUUUAUGGGGGAAAGUAUUUUAAUAGUUUCCAUAAUGACAUGUUUAAUCAAAUUAAAAUGAACAUGUUGACACUGUUGUGGCAAGUGUUUCUUUUAUUUUGUCCAGCCCGUGUGGCUCAGCAGCCUCUCAGUCAUAGUGCUGGAGUGUAGUGGCAGCACACGGAGGAAAGGCACAGUGUAUUGAAGCACACAGGACACAAAGGAAUCAACAUUCAGUUUCACCCAUUGCAUUCAAGGCACCUGUGUAUUUGUUGAGUGUUAUUUAUUUAUUUAUUUUGAGAAUCAUACUGUAUAGAGUGCUGCACAAAAUGUUAUUAGCUGAAACACAAAAUUAUAAUUCGUACCAUAUUUCAGUAAAAUAACCCUGGUGCCCCAUAAAAUGAGCC
Messenger RNA from Acipenser ruthenus (sterlet), 6824 nucleotides. Its product is annotated as monocarboxylate transporter 6-like. The transcript has 3 exons. Gene Ontology annotation, molecular function: monocarboxylic acid transmembrane transporter activity. Lineage: Eukaryota; Metazoa; Chordata; Actinopteri; Acipenseriformes; Acipenseridae. Bases 1887 to 3299 code for a protein of 470 amino acids. Gene Ontology annotation, biological process: transmembrane transport; monocarboxylic acid transport. The record is from RefSeq and is a predicted model, not a curated record.